Molecule: messenger RNA, 1024 nt
Organism: Cherax quadricarinatus
Lineage: Eukaryota; Metazoa; Arthropoda; Malacostraca; Decapoda; Parastacidae
Source: RefSeq, a predicted model, not a curated record
UAUCUAAUAUUCUGCUGCUCAGGUGGUGUACGGAUGUCUGAUGGUGUUGAUGGUGAUGAUGGUGGUGAUCUUCGAGGACAAGAUGCAGCAGUUCAUUGAUCCUGAACACGUCAGCGCUUGGUAUGGUGGACGCUUUAGAUCACCUAAAAUCUGGAGCCAGCUGGUACCCGAGUUCCUUGGAGUAGAGAAGGACCUGGAGAAUACUGAUACCUAUCCUCGGGAGGAGAAUCAAGAUGGCGGAGGUCCUCGUGACAGUAAGCUGCUCGACCCACCAAAAAUUCCUUAUGUGAAAGAAAUGCCGAAAAAGUUUUUAAAGGCAGACCUCGGCCUUGACCCUGAAAAUCCCCCGCUGAAGAAGAUCUUAGUCUGGGUCAACGGGUACGGGUCGAAAGCAAUGUCAUUCGGCUUUGGUCGAGCGCCGUUCCAGAUGGCCGAGUGUGAGGUAGACACCUGCAUGGUCACUGGCAAUCGCUCCUUCGUGCCUGUGGAGGCGUUUGAUGCUAUCAUCUUCCACUUUAGGGCAAUGGAACCCCUUCAGUUACCAAAAAUAAGGUCUCCUCACCAACGGUGGGUGUUCUGGGAGGUAGAAUCAGCCUCAUACGUCUACCAGAACCCGUCACUCUAUAAUGGCCUCUUCAACUGGACCAUGACGUACAGAAGAGAUUCUGACAUAACCUUAUCCGAGAAAAAUAGAGCGCCAUCUUGGAUUGACAGGUACGGGCGUGCUAACGCGCUCUCUUCGUCACCUCUGACACCGUCACCAUCACCACUGUCAUCAUCAACUACGGAGGAACCCAAGAAGAACUACGCCGCCGGAAAAACGAAAAUGGCUGCCUGGUUCGUCUCCAACUGCUUCACUCACUCGAGAAGAGAGAAGUUGGUCAACUUCAUGAAGAAGUUCAUCCCGGUAGACGUGUAUGGAAAGUGUGGACCUCUGAAGUGCUCCAGAGACAACCACCUCUUUGUGCUACGAGUUGCUGGAGAAGUUACAAGUUCUACUUCUCAUUUGAAACUCUCUCUGUAA